GUCUCGUUAUCCCACACAUCCUGCAAGUCGCAGUCUUGUGGGGGUGGCUCCCACUCCUCUUCCUCCUCCUCCUCCUCUUCUUCUUCCUCAUGCCAUGGGAACUCAGGGGACUGGGACCCCAGCUCUUUCUUGUCUGCUCACAAGCUCUCGGGCCUCUGGAACUCACAGCACACCAACGGGGCCGCACAGGGCAGCCCCCUCGGGGCCCCCCCUGCUGCACUAGGUGAGGCCUUCCACUCCUCAGAGCAUCAUCAGCACUCGGACCUCACUGCUCCUCCCAACAGUCCCACCGGCCUCCCCUCCCAGCCGCCAGCGCUGGUCCCCUCCAAGCAGAUGCCUGCCCAUCCGGGGCCCUUCGGCUCCCCCCCCCCCGUCCCACCCGCUGGCGUGCAGGCGGCAGCCCCGAAGCCGGCAUCCGAGUCUCCUCCCACUGGUACCGUCUCACACAGCCCGGGGUCAUGUAAGAGCCCUCACCUGCCCCCCGCCAACGUGCCGCUGCUGAAGAUGCCGCCUCCGCUGUCGGGCUGCACUCAUCCCUGCAACGGGCACUGCAGCACUUCGCUCAUCCCUCCUCCCACCUCCCACCAGCUGCCCAGCACGAACAGGGACUCCUCUUGCAAAGGACACAAAUUCCCAAACGGUACCAGCUGCCACCCACCGCAGCCAUGCGAGGCAGAUGAGGGGCUUGGGGAGGACGAGGACAGCAGCUCAGAGCGCAGUUCCUGCACCUCCUCCUCCACCAACCAGAAAGAUGGGAAGUUCUGCGACUGCUGCUACUGUGAGUUCUUCGGCCACAAUGCGCCCCCGGCCGCUCCCACGAGCCGCAACUAUGCUGAGAUCCGGGAGAAGCUGCGUUCACGCCUCACCAAGAGGAAAGAGGAGCUGCCGCAGAAACUAGGGCACAACAGCAGCUCAGGAGAGCCUGCUGUGGACCACCGCAACGUCGACGAGCUACUGGACUACAUCAACAGCACAGAGCCGAAGCCCUUGAACAGUGCCAAGGCAGCCAAGAGGGCACGGCACAAGCAGAAGAAGAAGGAGAAGGAGAAAGCCCAGCUGGAGGCGGAGGCCCAGAAGCGGGCAGAGCGUGCCCCUGCAGCUAGCCAGGCCAGGGAGCCGGCCGAGGAGAAGCUGCUGGAGGGGCCAGGGCGGGAGCUGGAGCGGGUGAACAGCUUCCUCAGCAGCAGGCUGCAGGAGAUCAAGAACACCAUCAAGGACUCCAUCCGGGCCAGCUUCAGCGUCUAUGACCUCAACCUGGAUGUCAACGACUUCCCCAAGAAGGCAGCUGUCCUGGAGCAGAAGAACCUGCUUUCCCACCUCAAUGGCUCCUCCGACCUGCAGGACAUAGACCUGGCCCUGGCCCCGCUCAGCCUGGGCCCUGCCAAGAGCCACACGCUGCUGCGGGGAGAACUGGGCCCCCGAUGGG
Molecule: messenger RNA, 1426 nt
Organism: Phaethon lepturus (White-tailed tropicbird)
Lineage: Eukaryota; Metazoa; Chordata; Aves; Phaethontiformes; Phaethontidae
Gene: FAM193B
Product: family with sequence similarity 193, member B
Exons: 6
Cellular component (GO): cytoplasm; nucleus
Source: RefSeq, a predicted model, not a curated record